AUCUUCGCAAGGACUCAAGAGAAUACAAGUGCAUUAUUCUGCGACAUGAACGCUGCACGGAGACUCCUCCGCCUCAGGGCUCCCGCCGUCCCAAAGCCGGCUUCUAGGCAGUACGUGUCCCUGGAGCGGAUCAAGCAGUUGCAGGCAGAGUUCCAGAAGGACGAUGGCCUACCGAUUCACUUGAAGCGUGGAAAACGUGAUCUGUAUAUGUGGAGAUUCAUCUUCGGCGCUACCAUGAUUGCGACUGCGAAUUCCGUUCGCAAUCUGUAUUUGUUGGUGAAUAAGAAAAUCUAAAUGGUAGCGACAAGAAGAAUCCGCGAAAUCUAGUGAAUAAAUACUUUCUCUGAACGUAA
Galendromus occidentalis (western predatory mite) is the source of this 353-nucleotide messenger RNA. RefSeq names its product cytochrome c oxidase subunit 7A-related protein, mitochondrial. The transcript is spliced from 2 exons. Gene Ontology annotation, cellular component: respiratory chain complex IV. Lineage: Eukaryota; Metazoa; Arthropoda; Arachnida; Mesostigmata; Phytoseiidae. The record is from RefSeq and is a predicted model, not a curated record. Gene Ontology annotation, biological process: mitochondrial electron transport, cytochrome c to oxygen. Bases 46 to 294 code for a protein of 82 amino acids.